This is a messenger RNA of Diorhabda carinulata, 923 nucleotides long. RefSeq lists its product as uncharacterized. The record is from RefSeq and is a predicted model, not a curated record. Bases 219 to 923 code for a protein of 234 amino acids. Lineage: Eukaryota; Metazoa; Arthropoda; Insecta; Coleoptera; Chrysomelidae. The transcript has 3 exons.
CUAAAUAAGCACUUUUAAAAAGUGUAUCAACGAAUAACCACGAUUCGCGAUCAUCCAGGUCACUAUACCAACAAUUUUAUUUCUGUUACACCGUUAAACUUGUCAGCAUAGAUUUUUGAAAUACUUGUAAUCAAGGUCCUUACUUGUUGAUAAAACCAGGACGCUCAAGACUUUUGCACACAGUUUGUUGGGAAUCGUGCGUGAAGGCUUUUGCAAAUAUGAAACCAAUAAUAAUUCUAGCAGUGAUGUUACGAUUUUCGAAAAAUGUCCUGUGCGAGGAGGAUUUUUUGGAAGAAGCCGUUGCGUUUGUUAGAGCAUGUGGAACUGAAGAUUUGACUUUAUGUAUUAAGGAACGUGCUUUGAGAUACAUCGAUAAUCUACCAAACAACUUGGAUUUUGGAAGUGGUUUAAAAAUAAAAUCCGUUCAUCCAGAAAGAAUUGUUCGACGAGCUCCUAUAACUUCUUUACCAGACGAAUUACGAGCCAGAGAGGAGGUUCUUGAUAAUUUACUUCUAGAGAGGAUAAAGGAUUUCAUCAAAUCACAUACAUUCGAAUUCAAAGUACCUGAUGAAGCUAUCAUCGAUCUGGAUAAGUCAGUGGAAGAAGGAAGAAAAAAGAAAGGCGGUGGAGGGCUACGUAUUCGACCAAUAAUAAUGAUGUUAAUAUUGAAAGCGGCAGUUGUUGGAGCCAUAAUUUUGAAAUUCAUUGGUUUGGUAGCAUUCAAAGCUUUGUUACUUGCUAAGAUAGCUUUUACAAUAUCCACUAUUGUAGCCUUGAAGAAACUUGUAGAAACGAAACAUCACACAUCCACUUAUGAAGUAGUAGCAGCUCAUCCACAUUAUGAUGAUCAUAGCCAUUUUGAUAGGUCGUUCAAUAAUGAUCUACCGUAUAAGGGAUACAAAGGAGGUAGAAAUGUGAAGUAG